Messenger RNA from Protopolystoma xenopodis, 516 nucleotides. The record is from the annotation of a GenBank genome assembly. Lineage: Eukaryota; Metazoa; Platyhelminthes; Monogenea; Polystomatidea; Polystomatidae.
AUGGACGCCGGUGGUAUGGGCAACCCACAUGGUGGUCCUCCACCGCAUGGUCACUACGCUAACCAACACCCUGGCCCGCACCAACAGGGCAACACUCCUCCGGCAUCCAGUAUGCACCACGUUCCCCCUGAAUACGCUACGCCUGGCCGACCCUCACCCCAUUUUGUCCUAGGUGGAGGUCUGCCUCCUGGUGCUGGAGGACCUGGGGGGGGAGGUGGACCCCCUCCGCCUCCGCAACCUCCAGGACCGCCAGAUGGUUACUGCCCGGGCCCCGGAGGGCAUGGCGGCAUGAUGAACGGUGGCGGUGGCGAUGGACCUCCUGGCCCUCCACCUCCGGGUAGCCGAAGUGGAAUGAUGCCUCCUCCACCUGAGUAUGGAGGAAACGGGCCACCCUUCCAACAACCUGGUACGAAGGUCUUGCCAAAUAACCAAUCAAUAUUGAUUUGCAGGAUUUUGGCCCACGCCUUUGUAUUAUUUGUUAGCAUGCUGGCAUUUGGAUUCAUUCCAUUAAUCUAA